This is a messenger RNA of Torulaspora delbrueckii, 729 nucleotides long. RefSeq names its product bifunctional 4-hydroxy-4-methyl-2-oxoglutarate aldolase/oxaloacetate decarboxylase. The coding region runs from base 1 to 729 and encodes 242 amino acids. Lineage: Eukaryota; Fungi; Ascomycota; Saccharomycetes; Saccharomycetales; Saccharomycetaceae. The record is from RefSeq and is a predicted model, not a curated record. The transcript has a single exon.
AUGACCUCCUAUAUCGACAAGUUGUCUCCAUUCACAACCUGUGAUGUUGCUGAUGGUUUACUUAACUGCUAUAAUAUCGAAGAUGGGGGAUACUUUGCCAAUUUGACUCAAUGGUCCGGCAAAUCGAAGGGAUCUGUGGUCGGAAGGGCUUAUACAGUGUUAUUUGCUCCCGCAAGUGACCCGAGGCCAGCAAUAAACUACAUUGAUGGAGUACCAGAGGGCAGUUUUCUGGUGAUUGCCAUGACAAAGUCCCUGCAAUGCGAAUUUGCUCCAUACGUCAAGAUAACACAGGCCUGUUAUGGUGGAUUAAUGUCUACCAGAGCGCAGUAUCAGGGAGUGGUUGGCUCAGUAAUUUUUGGCCGGAUCAGAGACGUUGAUGAGCACAGAAACCUCGAACAUCCUGUUUUCAGCUAUGGUCUGGGUGCGUGUGCUCCAAAGGCAGCAGUUAAAGCAGUCGCUAUCGAAGUCCCUUUAGAGAUCCUUCAUCCUGAUGGUAGUACAAAAACUAUCGACUCAGGUGACUAUGUUAUUGGCGAUGAGCACGGUAUAGUUGGAGUGCCAAUCUCCAAAGUCAAUUUGGGAUUUUUGAUCGAGUAUAUAGAACGUUCCAUUGAGGCUGAUGAACUUGUAUCUCAAGACAUUAAAUCGGGCGUUCCAGCUAAACAGUCCCAACAAACUCGCAGAGAAAUCUUAAAGCGCGUUUUGGAGUCGGCCCCAGAUAUCUCUUAA